AUGCCGAAUAGAAAUAGAAAUCAAUCAAGAGAGGGAAAUGAAGAAAAUGCUAAUGAACAACAAGAAAAUGCUGUUACACCAGUAGAUGAACAAAAUAAUAAUGUUGCUAAUAAUAAUAAUCCCAAUCCCACUCCUCCUGCUCCAGCACGUGCAUCAACAUGGGAUACAAUAAAAUCAAUGGCUUUCCGGAUGUUAAUGUUUUAUUUCGUUACACAAUUUUUCCGUCGUUCACCUGCAAGUAAUACUGCUGGAAAUAGUACACUAUCAACAAAUCUUAAUAGUGGUUUUACUCCCGGUAAUCUUUAUGCAAAUGGAGAUUUACUUGAUAUCUACAUGUUUAUUAAUGAAAAUGAAGUUUAUACAUACGAUGCAUUAAGAAAACCACAUUGGGAAAUCGAUGGUUUUAAAUACGGUGAUUGGUCAGCACAAAGUACUUACACAAAAUUUAUUGAAUUUCCAAUUUCAAAAAAUGUACAAAAUAAUGGAUCACUUUAUUUACAUGCUGUUGUAACUAAACAUGGACUUUCAAUUGAUCCUGAUGAACGUGAAGAUCAUUCACCACAAUAUAUAUUUUACAAAACCAAACGUUUGAAUAAAUAUAAGAAAAAAAUUUAUAAAAAAACUAAAAAUCUCUUAACUGGAAGUACAGAACAUGAUGAAGAAUAUCAAAAGAAAGCGGAUGAUAAAAUUGUUGAACUUUUAUCUCAUUGGCAUCCGAAUAUGACUAUUAAUUUACUUGAUGAUCAAUCACCAUGGGCAAAAGGAAGCAUACCACCACCAAUGGAUAAAUUUUUUGAAUUCGAAACAUAUACGGGCAGAUAUUAUCCAGUACUUUAUUUAAAUGAUUAUUGGAAUCUUCUUGUUGAUUAUUAUCCAGUUAAUAAUACAUUAGAUAAACUUAAUUUAACAAUUACUGUUGCACCAAUACAAUUAUGGAAAUGGCAAAUGUAUAUAUCACAAAAUUUACGUCAAUCAUGGUAUGGAAAUAUGCUUGGAGAUGAAGAAAAUGAUGAAGAUCAAGAUACAAUGAAACGAGCACUUGUUGAAACAAAUCCAUAUUUACUUGUCAUAACUAUAGUUGUAUCAGUAGUACAUACAGUCUUCGAAAUAUUAGCAUUUAAAAAUGAUAUUCAAUUUUGGCGUACACGAAAAUCUCUUGAAGGUUUAUCUGUUCGAAGUGUUUUCUUCAAUAUAUUUCAAAGUUUAAUUGUUCUAUUAUAUGUAUUUGAUAAUGAAACAAAUACAAUGGUUCGUAUUAGUGUUUGUGUUGGUAUACUUAUUGAAUUAUGGAAAGUACCAAAAAUUCUUAAUUUCGAACGUGUACCAAAUGAAACAUGGUUGGGUUUAAUUCCAAAAUAUAAAUAUGUUUAUAAAGAAUCUUAUACUGUUACAUCAACAUCAGAUUAUGAUCGAAUGGCUUUUAAAUAUCUUUCAUGGGCAUUAUUUCCAUUAGUUAUUGGUUAUGCAUGUUAUUUAUUGAUGUAUCACGAACAAAAAAGUUGGUAUUCAUUUUGUUUAAGUACAGUUUAUGGAUUUUUAUUAACAUUUGGUUUUAUUAUGAUGACACCGCAAUUAUUUAUUAAUUAUAAACUUAAAUCAGUAGCGCAUUUACCAUGGCGUAUGAUGACAUAUAAAGCAUUAAAUACAUUUAUUGAUGAUUUAUUUGCUUUUGUUAUUAAAAUGCCAACAAUGUAUCGACUUGGAUGUUUUCGUGAUGAUAUAAUAUUCUUUAUUUAUCUUUAUCAACGUUAUAUCUAUCGAGUUGAUCGUACACGUCUUAAUGAAUUUGGUACAACUGGUGACCCAAAUGCAGAACUUGUACCCGUUGAGGAACAAUCACAAAUCGAUACAACAACUGAACAACACGAAAAAACAGAAUAA
This is a messenger RNA of Adineta steineri, 1881 nucleotides long. The record is from the annotation of a GenBank genome assembly. Lineage: Eukaryota; Metazoa; Rotifera; Eurotatoria; Adinetida; Adinetidae.